This is a messenger RNA of Botrytis fragariae, 2259 nucleotides long. RefSeq names its product putative double-strand break repair protein mus-23 protein. The coding region runs from base 1 to 2259 and encodes 752 amino acids. NCBI's taxonomy places the organism in Eukaryota, Fungi, Ascomycota, Leotiomycetes, Helotiales, Sclerotiniaceae. Gene Ontology annotation, molecular function: manganese ion binding; 3'-5'-DNA exonuclease activity; DNA endonuclease activity. Gene Ontology annotation, biological process: mitochondrial double-strand break repair via homologous recombination; mitotic intra-S DNA damage checkpoint signaling; double-strand break repair via homologous recombination. The transcript has 2 exons. Gene Ontology annotation, cellular component: nucleus; Mre11 complex. The record is from RefSeq and is a predicted model, not a curated record.
AUGCCGACUUUCACAGCAGCAGAUACGAUUCGAAUACUCAUUGCCACAGAUAGCCAUGUGGGAUAUGCAGAGAAUGAUGCUGUGCGCAAGGACGACAGCUGGAGAAGCUUCGACGAAGUUAUGCGUCUAGCAAAAGAUCGAGAUGUAGAUAUGGUCUUGCUUGCAGGCGAUCUCUUUCACUACAGUCAACCUUCCCGAAAAGCCAUGUACCAAGUUAUGCGAUCAUUGCGAAUGAAUUGCCUAGGAGAGAAACCUUGCGAAUUGGAAUUACUCAGCGACGCAAACGAUAUCUUUGAUGGUUCAUUCAACCAUGUCAAUUAUGAGGAUCCAGAUAUCAAUGUUGCUAUACCAGUUUUUUCCAUUCAUGGCAAUCAUGAUGAUCCGGCUGGAGAUGGAAAUUACUGUGCUUUGGAUUUACUUCAAGCUUCCGGAUUGGUCAAUUACUUUGGUCGAACCCCCGAAGCUGAUCGCAUUCAAAUCAAACCAGUACUUUUGCAAAAAGGUCAAACGAAGCUGGCUCUUUAUGGCAUGAGUAACGUCAGAGACGAGCGCCUUUAUCGUACAUUCAGAGAUGGUCAUGUCAAAUGGUUUAAGCCAGGAGUACAACAAAAGGAUUGGUUCAACAUCAUGGCAGUUCACCAAAAUCACCACGCUCACACAGAAACCUCUUAUUUACCCGAAAACUUUCUUCCUGAUUUUCUAGACUUAGUUGUCUGGGGUCACGAACAUGAAUGUCUUAUUGAUCCAACUUACAAUCCCGAGAAGUCAUUUCAUGUCAUGCAACCUGGAUCAUCAGUAGCUACAUCCUUAGUCCCUGGUGAAGCUGUUCCAAAACAUGUUGCCAUCGCCAGCAUCACUGGUCGUGAAUUCAAAAUCGAGAAGAUUCGUCUCAAGUCUGUACGACCGUUCAUUACAAAAGAAGUUGUCCUCGCUACAGACAAGCGAACUAAACAUCUCGCAAAAGUAAAGGAUAAUCGCACCAAACUUACCAAAGAACUUAUGACCAUAGUGGAUGAACUCAUAGACCAAGCACGCGCUGAAUGGAUCUCCCUUCAAGAUGAACCAGAAGAAGAACUCGACGAUAUUCCCCUCCCUCUCGUCCGUCUCAAGGUUGAAUUCACUCCACCAGAAGGCGGUAAAUUCGACUGCGAAAAUCCCCAACGCUUCUCCAGUCGUUUCAUCAACCGUGUCGCAAACAUAAAAGACGUAAUCCAAUACCACCGCAAAAAAGCCGGUGCGACCCGUAAAUCCGCCACCGAAAUUGAUCUCCCAGAAGAAGGAACUCUCGCCCAAGUUGCCGGUUUCGACGACGUAAAAGUCGAACUUCUGGUUAAAGAAUUUCUCGAAAAACAAUCUCUUCAAGUCCUUCCCACAACCCCCUUUGGCGACGCAGUAGGUCAAUUCGUCGAUAAGGAUGAUCGUCACGCCAUGGAAAUCUUUGUUCAAAAAUCCCUCAAAGCUCAAGUUGAAGAACUCAUCAAACAAGCCAACGGCGCAGACAACGAAGUCGGAGACGAAGACGAAUAUCUCAAUGCGGCCAUGGAAAAGUUUCGCGCUCAACAAGAAGCACUCGCCGCCCGCUCAGGAAGCAAAUCCAAAAACCCCGCCAAGAAACUCAAACCUAAACCCAGACCCGCAGAUUUCGACUCAGAUCUUGAUGGAGAAUGGGGCGAGAAAGUCGAACAUUGUGAGACAGAUAACGGAGAAAACAACGAUGAUGAUAGCGACGACGCACCACCCGCUCCCCCACCCAAACGCGGAAACGGCACCGGAAACGGAAAGAAUACAAGCGGAUUCAUCAUCAGCGACGACGACUCCGAUGAUCCUUUCGCUGAAGUUGUAGGCGAAGAACCUAAACCCACCACCACCAAAAAAACACCCGCCAAACGUGCCCCAGCCAAGAAAACCGCAGCGCCCAGAAAAACUCCCGCUAAACCAACCACCACAUCAAGAAGCAGAAAAAAGGUCCCCGAGCCCGAACCAAGCGAUGACGAAGAUGAAGACGUAGAAAUGGAAGAAGCGCCUGCGCCUACGCCAGCGGCCAAACCAAAGAGUCAACCGAAGAGAGCGGCUGCAGCGCGCGGAAGACAAACACAAACACAGUUGACUUUUUCGCAGCCGAGUCAGGUGACGGGGGGAGGAGGAGGGGGGAGAAAAAAACAGGUGGUUGAGUUGAGUGAUGAUGAGAUUAGUGAGGAUGAUGACGAUGCGUUUCAACCGAUGAGUGCGGUUAGUUCGGGGAGGGCGAGACGGAGAUAG